AUGGUAUCUCCCGUGAGCGCCACGAUCGGACCCAAGUCUCCAUGGCCGGCCGUUCGCAAGGGAUCAGGACCUGGGCCUCGCCGACCACCGUCUCCAGAACUCACCAAUCUUGACUGCGCCUUUCCUCCAUUCCCAAUGCCUUCGAGAGCACCGACCACGAAACGACGAGAGAGAGCUGCCACCCAACGAAGUGACACCAAAAGGUCUAGAUCUCGGGAUGCCCAAAGGCCUCCGCGACCAGAUGGUAGGCCCUUUCCAUUUACAAGAGCAGGAUCAUCGAAUAAUUUGGCCCAAAUGCCGCACGAAAAACAUCAAAGUCACAAGCAGUCUCGACCGUCAACCCCUGCCAGCAGCGAAGGGCAAUCAUCGGUCAAGAACAGUGACAGCCGUCAACCGAGUAUCGACAAAUCGGCCCAGGCUCAAGCAGCCCCUGAAAGCCAAUCGUCAAUUCCACUGCCCAAAACAGACGAAUCUGCAGGUGAUAAUGUUCCUUCCUCCCAAAUCUUGAGGACACGCACCGAGCCUGUCCUCCACAAAGACAUUCCAAUCGAUCACAGCCUUCGCGCGUUUAAUUUUGGCGACACUGAAGCCAACAGAUUUAAACCACCUAAUACCAAUGACUCAAUGCGGAGUCAUUCGCCGAAUAUCGACGACCGGCCCAGAGCAGAAACUGAGCCAGCUUAUAAGUCGAAAAGACCUCCCCCGAUUGCCAGUGAUCGGCAAGUUUCUCCGUUAACCAAGAUGAGAUCGCCAACGACACCACAGCCUUCCUCGGCCGGCGUGCUGUCUAAGGGUUUGGGAAGAUUCUUUGGCCGACAUCGAUCACAAUCAGCUAGUUCUCGACGUGAGGUUGUGCGACAGGCUUUGAGUGAUGAACCUGACGUCUUCGAAAAUCAAUUUGCGGGCCAAAGCAUUCUCAGUCCCGACAGUGACCGUUCAUUCCUCACAGCAGAACCUUCUCCAAUCUUGACAUCGCCCUGGAGGUCGCCUGAUCCAUUACCAAGUCAUGAAGAAUCGCUGAAAGCUCUCGAAGGACUAACACCAGCCCCUCCUGCUGCUCCAGUGGUGGUUAUUGAACCCACUAUCGAGGAGGAAGAGGAAGCUUCCAAGCCCGUCCCUGUGUCCCAGCCAGAAAUCGUGACGCAACCGGAACCUCCUGCCCCAGCCGAAGAAGCCAUGCCCGAACGUCCAAUCACUCAACCUCGCGAAGCUCUUCGACGGGCAUCAAUUGACUCGACUUCCUCUUAUGGCUCGGUGGGCUUCUCUGAGCACACGGCCAGCUCCAGAUCUAGUUCUCCUCAAACGGAUUCUCUGGCUAGCAAAUCUGGGGGUUCACAUCUGGACGUGAAGCCGUCUGAUGUCGAAGUCCCCGCACCAUUGAGACCCCGACUCCCUGCGUUGUCACCUGACUCGCCAACGGAUCCUCUCUUCCAGCAAGGGCGUUUAUCGCCCAUUCCGGACACCAUCCCCCGACCAAAAGACUUGUCUGGACCUCUUCUUCAUCCGGUGCCGAACGAACCCCACGCGGGUUCGAUACCAGUGCAAGAAACCGAACCAGCCACGUCAAGCACCAAGACCAAAACGGCCACGCCGAACAAGGGUGUCUGUCGUGGCUGUUCUCGAGUCAUUCUUGCGGCACAGAAGUCUGUUUCGAGUGCGGAUGGUCGGCUGACCGGCCGGUAUCACAAGGAAUGCUUUGUAUGUCGCACCUGCAAGGCCACAUUUCCCACCGCCGAAUUCUACGUGCAUAGUGACCAACCAUAUUGCGCGUACCAUUACCACGAACUGGAGAAUUCUCUAUGUGCUACGUGCGGAAAGGGGAUCGAAGGGCUGUAUAUGGAAACCGCCAACGUAGCGGGCCGGGGCAAGGAGAAGCAUCACCCGGAAUGUUUGAAAUGCACCACUUGCAAGGUUCGACUUGACCACGACUACUUUGAAUUGUCCGGACAAGUGUACUGCGAACGAGAUGCGUUUCGACAAGCCAACUUACCGAAAUCUCGCGACAAUGCCCCCAGUCGACCCAGUCCACUGAUCCGAGAGUAUAUCAGCAGUGGUGAUCCAGGGUUGGUGAAGGGCAGGAAUUUCCCGGAACGAAGAACCACUAGCCUAGUGAACAUGACAUAA
Messenger RNA from Rhinocladiella mackenziei CBS 650.93, 2124 nucleotides. RefSeq lists its product as uncharacterized. The record is from RefSeq and is a predicted model, not a curated record. The transcript has a single exon. Bases 1 to 2124 code for a protein of 707 amino acids. Gene Ontology annotation, cellular component: cytoplasm. Gene Ontology annotation, biological process: actin cytoskeleton organization. NCBI's taxonomy places the organism in Eukaryota, Fungi, Ascomycota, Eurotiomycetes, Chaetothyriales, Herpotrichiellaceae.